AAAAGAACGAACAACAACACACCUUGCUGAGAUAAGUACAACACUGGUGACCCUGGUGAAGGGAAGUGUGCUGAUUGCUACACAGAUACACAAAAGAUUUUAUAAUUGUUACAUGGAUCUUUUUUUUCCUGUUUAUUAGUCCUCAAGUUUAAAAAAAAACACCCAAACACAGUGUAUGAAAGUUAAAAUUUCCAAUAUUAAUGUGUGUGUCCUUAUUGUAUAUCUCCUUUCUCAUUCACAAUUUUAAGGUCUGUCCCAGAAAGAAUGAAAAAGAAGCAAUACUUAUUUCUGUAUAGUCCUGUAUUAGAAGUGUUUCUCAUGUUACUUAUGGUGGCCAAAUUAUCCAUCAGCAGGUGUUGGGUGUAAUAAAAUCAGUUUUUAUGAGUGUAAAUUAAAAUAACAUCUUGUAAAAUAUAAUCGAUUACUUCUUUUGUUGUACUACAGGUACAUAUAAUAGACUUCUCACAAAAGUUUCAGUAAUGAAGUAUUCCAUUAUUAUAUAGUUCUCUAGUAGUUUUUGGAUUUUUCAGUAAAACUGUUUUGAACUCUUACUUUUCUAAGCAUGACCCACAUAAUAAUUUGAGUAUUUCUGAAAAGGCACUGAAUGUAUUGUAAAUUUUCAAGAUAAGGUUAAUCCUUAGGGAAGGAGUUAUAUUUAUAUUCUUAAAUUAAGCAAAACUUUGUAUAUCCUGAACAAGAUGAUACAUCCUCUCUGUCAAAAAAGAACAUAUGACGUGAAGAAAACAAAACCUGGAUGUUUUUAAGGCUAUGAGAGGGCAGGACUCCAUAAUCCAGUCUAAACAAUUGAUUCCCCAUUUUUUGUGACAUUGGAGCAUAUACUUGAGAUGAAGUCAUGAUGGAUUUAUUGGAUCUUCAGCAUAAUGCACUAUCAGGAAGGAAGCCUUCUUCAUACGUAUAUUCAAACUGUUUGGCUUACUGCACUGAAAAUAUGUAUGGAUACCAUUCAUUUUAUUGUUUUAUUGAUAUCUGGGAUUUCUAAUAUCAGUUAUAUUAAAAUGAGUGUCUUCAAAAAAUCUGGUGACCUGAUGUUGAUGUCUUUGAGACCAAGCAGAUGGCAGAUUUUGAAAGGGAAGCCCAACAGCUGUACCUGAAAAGUUGCAUUUACAGCAUAUAGAUAUGGCCCAAGAGACAAACCAGAGUCCAGUGCCGAUGCUGUGUGCCACAGGUUGUGGCUUUUAUGGGAAUCCAAGGACAAAUGGAAUGUGUUCAGUUUGCUACAAGGAAUACCUUCAAAGGCAGCAGAGCAGUGGAAGAAUGAGUCCUAUGAGCCCGAUGGGUACAAAUAGUGCAUCCAGUAGUCCUACAACAGAAGUCUGUGCAAUCCAGAGAAUAGAAGCAAGUUUAAAUAGUUCAGAGUCCACUUCAUCUAGCGCGUUGGAUACAUCCAGGGGCACACCAGCAUCUUCUUUGCCAGUAACGCAACAAAUGACAGAAAUGAGCAUUUCAAAUGAAGACAAGGUCACAACACCAAAAACUGAAGCUACCGAACCAGUUGUUACUCAGCCAACUGCAUCAACUUCACAUCCCUGUGCAUCAGGCAGUGAAGAACCCAAAGCCCCUGAACUCCCCAAAACAAAGAAAAAUCGAUGUUUUAUGUGCAGGAAAAAGGUUGGACUAACAGGUUUUGAUUGUCGCUGUGGAAAUUUGUUCUGUGGGCUCCAUCGUUACUCUGACAAGCACAACUGCCCCUAUGAUUACAAAGCAGAAGCAGCAGCAAAGAUAAGGAAAGAAAACCCUGUCGUCGUAGCUGACAAGAUCCAGAGAAUAUAAGGCAGACACUUUUUUUCUUCCUGCUGAACACUGUUAAGAGUGAAGAAAGGACAAUUUCUUUUUUUUAAGAUCUCAAAACUCGUAUACUGAGCACAUGCAUGAAUGAUCACUUUUUCUUUUUUUUCAUUUUUUCUUUUUUUUUUCUUUUUUUUAAGGUUAUUCAGCAUUUUACUUUAUUCCCGUUGUGUAUCGUUCCUCUUGGCUUAGGGAAAUAAUGCAGUCCCGGGCAUCAUUUCAGGAAAUCUUACAUACUGUCAGCCAGCCUUUUAUUCAGAGGCGAUAGAUGAUCUUCUUUAAAGCCGGCAUAUUCUUUUUGUGCCAAAAUUUGGAAGGAACUCUCAUGGCUUUGGGUUUUUCUUGUCAAGCAAAGCAUUGAUUUCAGUGCUAAUGCUAACUUAGAAAGGUGCGUCUGCACGCUUGCCUACUUCUUUUAGGCCGAUGAGCAGAUUAAACACUUGCAUUAUAUUUUGUCCCUUGUUUAUGUCUUCAGUUUCCUUUGUGAUCUGUUGAAGGUGAAAUUCACAUCUUUAAUACAAAACUUGCCUGGAUGUUCUUGGUGUUCUUGGACAAGAUAUGUGACUGUGUUUGGUAUUUAACUCCCUGUCACUCCCUGCCCCUCAACCACAUUUUGUUUUAAUCACUUUCUGAUGAAGUUGUUAACCUGAUGCUGCUUUUCCAGGAAAUGCAUAUCCUGUCAUGAAGCUAUUGCAAGUUAUAUUGUGCCAUAUGCGAUAGCAUGUGUGGGAAACUUGCUAAAAUCAACGUAAUGUCUUUUAUAAGCUGCCUGUUAAAAAAGUAAUUUAAAAAAUAAUUGUAAAGAUUCAGUGUUGAAAAAGGAACGCUCAGAAGAGCAGGUGUGCAUUGUAAACCAGUUGAAUGCUGUGUGCCAUCAGUUAAAAUGGUUCCGUCCGUCCAUCUUUUGAAACAAGUUCGGCAGAGUUUUAUGAGAUAGUGAGUUUAUAGGCUUACAAUGAACUCUUCAAAGCAGUGAUAGUAAUCUGAUGCCUGAAACCAUGCCCAGUAGUCUGCUUCUCAAAUUUACUUGGGUGUAGGAGUGUAAUUUUGGGUGUAUUGCAUGGGUUGCUUAUCUACAGUGUAAAAUAUCUGAAAUGUAGAAAUGGCAAUAUACUUCACUAAUGCUUGUUCAGUAUUUCCACUUCUGUUCAUAAUGGAAGGUUCUUGUGACAUCCUAGAGAUUGUGCUGAUAUUUACAUAUAUAAUGUGUAUGUUUACAUAGCAGAUCUGUGAAUUGCAUGCAUAUGUACACAUACACAUAUCUACAUAUAUACAGGAUUCAGUGGUUGGAGCUAAGAAGGAAAUAAAAGGGUUGAUUUUGCUGGUGCUAGGAUUUUAUUCAAACCAGUGUGUUUUAUCUAAAAGCUUGAACAGUAGUGUAAUAAAAUGUGUGUAUGUAUAUUUUUAUGUUGCAUAUAUAUUUAAAAUGUACUCAUACCCAAAUAGCCAUCCAUUCUAAAUACUGUAUGAUUCUAAUAUGACAAUUUAUUGACAAAAUACCUCUGUUGUUUAAAGGAAUAGUCCUCCCAAACUUCAUGGCUUAAUAUUUUUUCACCUUGAAAAGUAUCUAUUCAGAUAAGAGGAAACACUGAUAUUCACCACAGUUAAGUUGUUGUUCAGGAUUUAGGAAAGGAGUUUAUAUGAUGAAAAAUGAAAGGCCGAAUUAUCUACAGAGCAUCUUCAAAGCCGUGAUGAAGAACGUAAAGCAUUCAGAGCCAUAGAAAUAAAUGAAAACGGUAUUCAGGUUAUUUUGAAUGUACUCUUCUGCCAUUUUUCUCACUGCAAACUGAUGGAACUUCCACUUACAAAUAAAUAAAAAUGAAUUUAUUUCAUGUGUUGUUUUCAAGAGGAACAUAGUGCUAAUUCUGUUUAUGCCAUCAGCCUCCAUGACAUUGCUGAAUGUUUUUGGCACUGAAGAUGCUUGGUGGAGAUUUUGCUUUCUAUUUACUGUCUCUUCACUGUUCCAAGACAAGACCACGGACAAGACGAGACCAUCAGCCGCCUACAGAAUAUUGAAGAACUGUUUAACCAGAAUACAAAAUGGUUUCCCCUUGACUAAAUAUAUUUUUCAGGAAAAUUUGGGCUCAGUAUUCCUUUAAAAGUUUACCUUUUAGAUUUAAAUGCAAGUUGAACAAUCUGCUUUGGCUCCUGUAUAUGUGUAUAACUAUAUAGUCUACAUUAGCAGUGUGGUAACCUAUAUUCUUGUAAAUAGAUUCCUUGUCGGGAUAUUGCUUCAUAUCCAUUUUCCUAGUUAUGUAUUUUAUUUGGUUAUUCAAUGCUCUUUUCAUAUAGGAAUGUGAGAUUUUUGCUUUUGAAACUAAUGUAUUAUUUUCACUUUUUUCUUUUCAACUUCAUUUUAGUUAUUCAAAUUUGUUCAAGAGGGAUAGGUGUGUUCAUAUUUAUGUAUUGCAUAUAAUCUUGCUAUUGAGCAUUAAUGCUAAACUGUAUUAUGUAAAUAAAAUUAUGUACAGAGAGAUUAUA
Molecule: messenger RNA, 4287 nt
Organism: Erpetoichthys calabaricus (reedfish)
Lineage: Eukaryota; Metazoa; Chordata; Cladistia; Polypteriformes; Polypteridae
Gene: zfand5a
Product: zinc finger, AN1-type domain 5a
Exons: 6
Coding region: 1138-1791 (217 amino acids)
Molecular function (GO): DNA binding; zinc ion binding
Source: RefSeq, a predicted model, not a curated record